Lagopus muta (rock ptarmigan) is the source of this 8404-nucleotide messenger RNA. RefSeq names its product CLOCK interacting pacemaker (gene CIPC). The transcript is spliced from 2 exons. Bases 2806 to 3720 code for a protein of 304 amino acids. Gene Ontology annotation, biological process: negative regulation of DNA-templated transcription; negative regulation of circadian rhythm. Gene Ontology annotation, cellular component: nucleus. Lineage: Eukaryota; Metazoa; Chordata; Aves; Galliformes; Phasianidae. The record is from RefSeq and is a predicted model, not a curated record.
UCAGAAAAUACUGCAAAAAAAUUUUUUUUAUAUUUUCUUUUCAAAAAGGAUUAUAUGAAGUUGAUGCAGUCCAAAAAGUAAGCAGUAAUUUGUAAAGUUUUGUUAAUAACAACCCCUCUUUUGGAGAGGCAGCUAAAACUGCUAAGGGGGGAAAAAGAUGAAGUACAGAAACUGCAUUGCAUCUGCUCUUUGCCUCAAAGGGAUCUGCAAAAAAUAGAUCUUUAUGAUGUUAUUCAAAUGGCACCAAAGAUCAAACCAGAAUAAGUAUUUUUCCAUUCAAAAGCUGAUGAUUUCUUGGUCUAGUACUAAAUGUGGAGGUUGGUGGCCCUGCAUGUGGCAGGAGGGUUGGAGAUUCGUGAUCUUUGAGGUCCCUUCCAACCCUGGCCGUUCUGUGAUUCUUUCUUGUUCGGUUUAGACAAAGGAGUAGGAUGAUUGCUUUUGCUUUCCACUUCUUAGAUUCUAGAAGUGCUUGAGAUGCAAUAUGAAGCCUUCAUCUAGAAAGUUAUAAAUGAACAAAUCAAAUCUGUAUCUACAAUUAGUUUCAGUAUAUUUAUUUGAGCAGCUUUUUUCUUAAUUACAUAUCAUGUCUCACGUUGCAACAAUUACAUUCCGUGUUUGUACCUUCCAAUAUCAUAUUAUGUGUUACUCCUCUAGCGCUUCUGUGUGACAUCAAAAAGGUCUGUAAUGUGACAGAAGGUGCAAAAGCUACAAGUUUGAAGUACUGCUAUACUGUUAGGCUUCUUGCUUCUACUCGUGUUGAUAAACAAGGCAAAAGUACUUCAGCCUUUUUUACUAUUAGAAUACGUAUGAGAAUACAGCGAGACUGAAGAAAAAAGAAAUAGAUCUUCAUUCUUUUAUACUGAAUCUGUUUUGAAAAGGAGAAAAAUCUGUUAAAUGCUGUGUGUCAGAGCCAGCAUAGAGGUGGGUUCUUGCUAAUAUUUCAUAGAAUCAUUAAGGUUGGAAAAGAUCUCCAAAACCAUCUAGUUCAACCGUCCAUCCAUCACCACCAUGCCCACUAAAAUGUGUCCCUGAGUGCCACAUCUGCAUGUUUCUGAAAUGCCUCUGGGGACAGAGACUCCAACAAUUCUCUGGGUAACCUGUUCCAAUAAUUUGACAGGUCAUGCAUUUGUUGGGGCACAUGGUUCUGAUCUGAGCAUUGUGCUUCAUCUUGACAAGAAGCUUUUUUUUUAUAGCCAUGUUCUCAGAUGUGUGGAAAGAACGCACAUGACUUAAAACACAAAUGCCCAGGUUCUCUUGUAAUAGGGAAGAGGCAAGCUUCAUCACAGACUGAUAGCUGUUGGUCUGGGGUUCAAGAAUUGGGCAUUUUGAAUUCUUGAUUUUGUUACAAAUAGGAAGGAGAAGUAUCCAUAUGAUACACAUAACUUGAAUGUUGAUAGUGUAGCAAAAGGAAAAAAAGAUGCAGAGGAAGAUGUAGAUAAAAUUACCAGACUCAGUUAAUUGGAGCAGUUCAUAACAUUUAAAUCUAAUUAUUUAUGGAUAAGGACAGUCAUUUUAAAUUGAAAAUGUUCAUUUCAAUAAGUAAAAGCAGCAAGACAAGGUCAGAAUGAUGGAGUGUCUUUCUAGCUCUUUCCGCUGAGUCUUGUUACCUCAAGUAGUCAUGCUGAUCAUCUUAUUAAUGUGCUCUUUUCAACACAAUUCUCAAUUAGGCUCUCUGGACCAAAAUAAUAAUAAUAAUAAUAAUAAUAAUAAUAAUAAUAAUAAUAAUAAUAAUAAUGCAGUGUCCCCAGCUACCACAGUUUAUCUGUUUCAGUCUCGGUCAGCAUCACCUUCUGUCUUAAAACCACUGUGUUUCUGCUUAGUGAUGUUUAUCUGCUGUCCUGAUUUCAGAGUGCAAACAGCUAACUAUGUUACUAAAAAAAAUAAAGCAGGAAGUGAUUCUCUGGAAUACAGUAGUGCUGAGGUAAAGUUUUUAGAAGUUUAUAAUAGGUGAGAAGGCUUUUUAGGUGAGUAACACUGGUAUGUGCAGGAUGUUGACUGCAGAAUUUGUAAAACUAAAUGUCUCCUCUACUAAAAAUGAGAUUUUUGGGCGUGACAGUAAGAGCAGAACAUAAUGAGAAUGGAAAGGACAAGAAAGUGAAUAGUGGAGAUGGGAGUAGGGGAUAAAAACAAGAGCGUGGUAGACUGUUAUCACAGUUCUUUAGGCCUCAAUGAAUUUGGGGCUCCAGUAUGCUGGGUACUGCAUAAAUAACAAUUUCUGAGUCCAAAGCCUUGCUCUUAAGGUUUCAUGUUCUGUCUAAUGUUUAUAUAGCCAUGGUAUGUAUAUAUACCUGCCCACUCUUAAUUUGUCUGGGUACCUUUCUUUUGGAUGUGUUCUUUUGUCUGUGAAAUAAGGAACUAAUGUUAACUACUACAGAGCUUCUUGCCCACUGAACUCAGUGUCAGAGUUGGUAAUUGAAUCUCAUCGCCGAGUCUCAAUAUCUGAAUCAGUGGAUGGUGCCCACCUUUGUCAAGUUAAGUCUUCUGCUGACAGGAGCGGACUUCAGCAAAGCAUGUUAGCAUUUGCCAGUUUAAAUGUUCUGAGGCUGAAGAAAGGAGGCUGGAUUUCAGACGAAUCAAAAUAGUACAGAAAAGAAUGAAAUAUUGUAAUGCUUCUAAAACUAGUGCCCUCAGCAGGCCUGCAGUAACAUUCCAAAUAAUGGAUCAUAGAAAUUGAAGAAACAGGAGAGAGUUUAUUGUGCUAGAAGAAGUGAAGAUUUUUUUGUUUUUGUUUUUCCUGAAAGAAAUACUAUUUUUUACCAGACCAUUUGAUACGUCAAGAGAAAGGUGUGCAGGACAGGAGAUCUCAUGAAGUUCCUCAGUAGUGUAUUUGUGAAAGAAAAGGGGAGUUCAUCCCAGCUCCAGUCUUGGACUGUCCAGCCAUCCUUUGAAGUGAUUCCAGCUCAGCCACAGCUGGUAUUUCUUCACCCAUCAAUCCCACCUCCCAUUAACCCUCACCCUGUUGGGAAAAAGAGAAACGAUCCCACUAACUACCUGCCCAUCCUGAACUCUUAUCCCAAAAUAGCACCACAGCCCUGUAAAAGAGAUCACUCCUUCGAUCUAGAGGAACAUCAGGAAACCAGUUGCCAUAAACGACUCUGCACAGAAGCGUCUAAAAUGGAGACUUCUCCUAUAUCAAGGAGCACAGAUUUGUCUGCUAGUCCUUUUGCCCAUCUACCAGUUAGCUUUAAGGCUCCUCAAGAUUCUAACCAGCAAAGUUCUUCAAGUUUGAUGACAACUGGAAAAGUGUCAAAUCUUCCUGGUUUACAUCGCGUUUCUGCUGACACUCCAAAAGUUCCAGGUUUGGCUUCUCUUUUGCCUUUUGGAACUCUACAGACAGCAAAGUGCACUCCUCAUGAGAAUGAGAGUGCAUCACAAACUACAAUGCAGUCUGCAGUGUGGAGCCUGCCACUGAUACCAGAAGAGACUUGCACUACCCCCGAGCUGCUUUUGCAACAGCAAAGUAAGUGCAGACGCUUUCAGAAUACACUCGUUGUGCUACGCAGGUCAGGAUUGCUAGAGAUCACUUUAAAAACCAAGGAGCUCAUUCAUCAGAACCAGGUGACUCAAGCUGAGCUGGACAGGCUGAAGCACCAAACACAACUUUUCAUAGAGGCAAUAAAGAACAAUGCUCCACAGUCUUGGGCAGAGCUAGAAGCAUCGCUAACAGGUUCAGAUAAAGCUAAUAGCAACCUUGAAGACUCCACUUAUCCAAACAUGUAGUAAAAUGGUACAUAGAUGUUAAGUUAUUCCUGUGCCUCCUAUUUCCUGUCUCAAGCUUUUACUUGAACAUUCUGAGUCCAAGAUGUGCAAGGUAGCAUGCCAUUCACAGCUUGUCUUUACAGCCAUCCGUGGGACUGGGACAGCACAGUGGGAUCUUGGCAAGAUGACUACUCACUACUCCAGUAUGACCUUGAACUCCUUGCUAACUCUAUACUGUCUUGGACUUCAGAAGCUUGGAUGUGCUCUGCUGGCAUGCUCCCAUUCUUGCUGUGAGAAGACAGUCAUUUGCAGAAUUCUGCAAGCAAGUCUUUUCCUAUUCCCAUCUUCAGAUUGUCAGUUCUGAGAGUGGCAUGGCAAAACAGUCCCCAGUAUUGGGCUAUCAUCAGUUGCAGGAAGGGAGUUGGUGUGAGGAGAAGAUCAGUUUGGUGGGGUGCUAUCAGACUGUUGCUGACUGUCGACAGAGAGUCUUGCUUUUGGGGUUACAAUUGUUUUGAAUUAGUGAAGAUCUGCUUGUGGUGAAGCAACAUUCUGUAUUUAUUGCAAUCUUUGACCAAAGUGACAAGAGUCUUAGGAGCCCGCUGACUUAAUUUUGUUGAGUAUAUGUUGGAUUUUGGUCUGUAAGGAUGAAUGAAGGAGAAUUGCAAGGCUUGCACUGGAAGUGUUUGUUUCAAAGCUGUAUUUAUUUGCACUUCCCAUUAGUGACUAAAAACUGUAUGGAGCAAAAGGCUUUAGAUUUUCUUGGUAGAAUGCAGAGGCAUUUUUAAACAUUGUGCAAGAAAGACACUUGUUCACCAGAGUUAAUUUGGCAAGAAUAGUUAAAUUUUAUUUUAUCUAUAUAUCUUUGUUUAUAAGGCUAAACUCUUUUUUUUUUUUUUUUUUUUUUUUUUUUUUCCUGUGAAAUUGCUCCCAGUCUUGUUCAGCAUCUGCAUCAGUGACCUUGAUGAUGAGGGGACAGUGUCCACGCUCAGCAAGUUUGCUGAUGAUACGAAGCUGGGAGGAAGCACACCAGAAAGCUGUGCUGCCAUUCAGCGAGACCCAGGCAGGCUGAAGAGUUGGGCAGGGAGGAACCAGAUUAGGUUUAAUAAGAGCAAGUGUAGAGUCUUGCACCUAGGGAGGAAUAACCACAUGCACCAGUACAGGUUGGGGGGUAACCUGCUGGAGAGGAGCUCUGCAGAAAGGGACCUGGGACUCUGCAGUGUGCCCUGGUGGCCAAGAAUGCCAAUGGUGUCCUUGGAUGUCCUAAAAGGAGUGUGGCCAGCAGGUCAAGGGAGGUGAUCUUCCCCCUCUACUCUGUCCUAGUGAGGCCUCAUCUGGAGUACUGCAUCCAGUUCUGGGCUCCCCAGUACAGAAAAGACAGGGAUCUGUUGGAAAGAGUCCGGCAGAGGGCCGCUAAGAUGACAGAGCGCUUGAAGCACCUCUCUUAUGAGGAAAGGCUGAGCAACCUAUGUCUGAAAAAAGAAGGCUGAGAGGGGUUUGAUCAAUGUCCGUAAAUAUCUAAGGUGCUGGAGGCAAAGGGACAAGGCCAGACUCUUUGCAGCAGUGGCGAUAGGAUGAGGGGGAAUGGCCACAAACUGAAGCUUAGGAAGUUGCACACAAAUGUGUAUGAAAACUUCUUCACGGUAAGGGUGAAGUGACGGAGCACUGGAACGGGCUGCUCGGAGAGACUGAAGCCUCCUUCUCUGGAAAUGUUUAAGACCUGCCUGGAUGCCUACCUGUGGAACCUGGUCUAGGGAGCCUGCUUUGGCAGGAGGGUUGGUCUAGAUGAUCUUUAGAGGUCCCUUCCAGCCCCUACAAUUCUGUGAAUCUAUGAAAUCAAUUGCUAAGAAUGAAAAAAAGGAGAGAAGUGAGAGUAGAAGGGGCCCAUGGGAAAACAAGUCCUCCCAUCUCCCUUCCCUCCUUCUUUUUGUUACUGAGAGAAAUUGAGUGAAUAUGUGUACUUAAAAAUAACUAAAUAAAAAGAUGUCAACUUGGAAAAUCUUGCUGAAAGUUUUAUCUGCUUGAGUUUGAAGUUAAACAAAACCAUUUUUGUCCAUGUAACUGUGUCUCAUCCCUAGCCUGCUUGACAUUAAAUGUAUUUAAGGGCUAACAUCUUAUGCAGUGUUAUUAGCAGACAUCUGCAGUUGUCAGUUGCAAAAGCUAUUCUACAGAUGUCAGUUUAUCUAGACACUUUUGUCAGUCCCUCCAGUAAAAAGGGUCUGUUUGCUUUUUACCAGAGGCAGGCUGUACAAACGAACUAAGAACGUCUCUUCCUAUGAGGGAUAAGAAAUCUGGAUUGAUUAUAGCAUGUUCAUUUCCACUUGAAAAUGCUUUCCAAAAAGUGUGCCAUAUAGAUUUCUGGGUAUUUUGAUGCUCUGAUCACUUCAUUUCAGAUUCUUAAAAGAGGUACUUGAAAUUAUAGUAGAACUCUUGCUAGUUUGUGGUUAGACCCCUUCAUUUUCUGAUGCCUUUUGGAAUUAAGAUUAGAGAAGGCUGUGGAGAAUGCUGUUCUAGACUUCCUAAAAUACACUCAGUAGAAAAGGUGCAAGGGAUUUCCCUCUAAUAAGGGGUUUCCCCCUAUUUAGGGAAAAACCAAUGUAAAGAAAUGCUGUAGAUGUCUCAUGUAGAGGAGAAAUGGAGUCAUGUUUUCCCUAGCCAGAGGCCUAGAGAUAAAUGUUGUGUCAGGGUUCCCCAUAAAGCCCUUUAUGAGCUGUAACAAACUAAUAGCAGUGUGUUUCAUUGUUCAUCCUGUUCUCCUGCUGAACUGCUGUGCUGCUGCUCCUGUAGCACGGUACAUAGGAAUAUACUGAGACAGAUUUUUGAAGACUGUGUGGUGUUUUCACUAUAAUUGUGCAUAAUAGGAUAUCCCAACUUGCAGCACAGCAGUAUCAAAAUUGAACCAGAGAAAACAAAAGGCAGGAAAGCAGCAUAAUACAGGGUAACAAUGUAGGACGUAACUAGCUCUUCCAGAACUGCAUGUGAUAUCUGCAUUAAAUGACAAUUGUUGGGUGGGUAGAUAUGGUGGGGCCCUGUGCCAUUUGUGUAAGAAUCCCAGAGGAUAAGAGCUUCUCAGAGGAAGGAGUAGGAGGCAGUUCCAUUGAUCUGAUACCUUUAAUAGUCUUAGAGGUGUAGUGUGGGAAAGUGCAUAGGAUAUCUAUUCUAUUUUUCUUAGCAUUCUUAUUCUGUCUAUCAAUUAUAGAGAGGAAUAGGAAGUUCAGAAUGUGUUAAUAGGAAGUGAUUGUCUUCCUAGAAAACACGAUGGAUUCAGGUUUUCUCUAGAGAUGAAAGGAGGUAAGAAAAAUGAAGUUGAAUUCCAGCUGUAUAUGAUGAGUGAGUACACCGGUGACCUCUUAAAUGAUUCUGUGUCAUUACUUCGAAGGGACCUUCAAAGAUCAUCGAGUCUUAUCAAAGAUCGAGUCUGCCUAACUGCUUCAGGGCUAACUGAAAGCUAAAGUGUGUUAAUGAGGGCAUUAUCCAAAUGUCUUUUCUAAUAUUUCAAGCAUGGGGUAUCAUCCCCCUCGUAGAGAUUUCCUCUAGGAAACUUGUUCCACUGUUUGACCACCCUUACAGUAAAGAAUUUUUUUUUUUUUACUAUUUGAUCUCCUUCCUAUUUCUGUUGCUCUGUUGGAGUAUAGGGAAUGGAAAACCUGGCCUUGCACUGGCAAAAAACUUGGCCUGGCACUUUGGCUUAGGGAACCUCUAGCUGCUAAAACUCUCUCAUAGUCCUCUCAGCACCACGUACAUUUUUCCCUGACGACACCAAGAGCAAGCUGAAGUGUAUGCUUACAGCUGAUAGGCAUUUCAAAUGGUUAAUUUGUAUAAGUAUGUAUUUGAUAAAUCUGGAAUAAUGUCCAGCAGCUGGUUAGAAAUCUACUGGGCAUCAGUGCAGGUUUAAAGAGGUUUUGCUGAACUAGAAAAACUCUUAGAGCUCUGUAUGGGUAAGGCCAGGGCCCCAUAGGAGCUGUAUCCCUAGACAAAUUUUGCUUCAAAAUUUGCAGUUACCAUAAAGGAUUUUGAAGGCCCUAAUAACAGAUACAUUGUCAGAUAUCUUUCUGUUCAGUUUCUCUUAGCUGCCUUUAUUCUGAGAAGUCCUAGUAAAGCUUUAAACAGUAAGGACUUUCCUUUCUUGGCUGCAAUUUAAUAAAACAGCAUAGCUCUGGUGCUCUUUUGAGGAAAAUUUAGUUGACUGUAUUAGGGCAAGAGUCGAUGUUGAUUCUGGGCAGGGAUCUGGAAGUGGUCCAGUGGAGAUGAGCAGAAACAUUAACCUCUUUAAUUGGAAACAUGCAAGCAGUAAACUUAGAGGGCUUUUUUGUUUUGGUUUGUUUUUUGUUUUUUUUCUUUUAACUUUAAAAGUGGCAGGACAAGUUGGUCUAAAGCGUGUGUCCCAGUCUAAAAAGUCAGUGAGAUGGUCUGCUGGGGCUUCAGUUCCUGCUACAGUUAGCAAGCAGGGUAUCUUCAUGGCUCAGACACACUGCUGUUUUUUUAUUGAGGUUAAAUAAACAUUGGUAUUUUUGAUUACUUUUGCUACAUAUUUUUGAAGAUCUACUGCUCUAGUUGGAAUGUAAACUUUUUCUGUACCUUUUGAGUUCAUUGUCAGCUUUGAAUACAGUAGCCUAAGAGCCCUGUUAUAAAACAUGACCUUUUUGUUAAAUCUUUACAGAAAUAGACUGUGAAAUAUGAAUCAAAUAAAGUAUAUAGUUGAAAAAUA